AGACGGUAUAUUUGACUCAUGAGUACGCGGUUUUACUAAUGCCCAGGUUUGCGAAAAAUUUUCACAAACAUCUUUUGUUUACGUUUUCAAUGUGAUCAUGGACGACAGACUAAGUCCCCUUGGGUUAGAGGACAUCUCCCAGAUGUGUAUUGUAUGCCGGGAAAUUUCCGACUGCCUGGUGUACAUAUAUACCAAAUCGCACUCGAGGGAGGAGAGGCAAGGGCAGCCGCUUUGUUUGGCGGAUAUGAUAAAUGAGUGCUCAAACUGCAAGUUAAAGCUGCGUGAUGGAUUCCCCGCGUACAUGUGCGGGAGAUGCGUUGUGGCGACCAAAGCUGCUUUCAGAUUGAAGCGCCAGUACGAGGAGAGCCACCGCUACUUUGCAAAAGUAAUAAAAGCGGAGGACGAUCUGUGCACGAUGCUGGUGAAGGAAGAGUGGAUUCUGGAGGAUUCUGAUGAGAAGGAAGAGUCUCAGGGACCUGAAAAACAGGAUGAACAUAAAAUGACUUUGGGUGAAACGAACAAUGCAAUGGAAAUCGGGGAAAUGAAAUGCGUGGAAGAUCCCGAGGCAGGAGAAGAAAAUAAAACGCAGUGGGCCAAGGCGGCCAUUGAAAGCCCACAAAAGGGAAACAGACAGAAGAGAGUUGGCGAUUCAACUACAGCUAGAAACCCAAAAAAUAGAAAGUGCAAAGAGAUCCAAUCUGCCAAAGAGGACAAGGACCGCCCGAAUGAUGAGCCCGCGGAGUCCGACGAAGAUGAUACGAACUGGUUUCAGCCUACAAAAUCAGCAAGGAAUAUCGAUGGUUCGACGCUUUCCGUGAAAAAAACGAAACGUUUCCAGUGCAACCAUUGUUCCAAGGCCUAUAUCCAGAAGGGCAAUCUCGAAACUCACAUGCGACUCCACACAGGGGAACGGCCCUACCGGUGCAGCCAGUGUCCCAAGGCCUAUAUUCAGAAGACCAAUCUGAAAGCACACAUGUACCGCCACACCGGCGAACGACCCUUCAAAUGCUCCAAAUGCUCCAAGUCCUAUUCGCAGCAGAGCCAUCUCGACACCCACAUGCGACUCCACACAGGGGAACGGCCCUACCGGUGCAGCCAGUGUCCCAAGGCCUAUAUUCAGAAGACCAACCUCGAAGCGCACAUGCGCCGUCACACCGGCGAACGGCCCUUCAAAUGUCCGCAGUGCCUUAGCCAAUACAUCCAGAGAGGUCAUCUGAUUUUACACAUGCGGACGCACUCCUACGAGCAACUUUACAAGUGCGGAGAGUGUCACAGCGGCUUUAACCAGAAGAGCGAUCUGCAGCAGCAUAUGACCAUUCAUAGCCUCCAGGAAGUGAAGCCCAAGACCGAGUACAAGCUGCGACCAAGAAAGAAGAGAGAGAAGAGAGAAACAAGGCUGUAAAAUAUGAAAUAUAUCAAUAUUACUAGGAAUACGAAGAUCGUUAAGAAUAAAUUAUAAUUUCGAAUCAAAGGAGACAAAAUGUAUCAAAAUCGAAUGACAAAAACCACGUGCCCCGAGGCAUACGAAUCUUUUGUAUCAUACCUAAGUAAUUACAUAAAUCUAACUGCUAGAUAGUACAUUAGCCAUUAGUUUAAUUAACUCCCCGGAGCUAGAAUUAAUGCUCUCAGUCCGAACAGUCCAAAAAACCACAAAAGAAACCUCCAUCCGCGAGACUUGAGUCGAGCAUCAAUCUGCUACGCUCUCUGUAGUAAUUUGUUUUUGUAUUCCUGGGCAUUCUCUUUUAAAUCAUUCUCUUGUGCAUCACUUACUGGCGUCUCGUGCCUCGUCAGGUGGAAUCAAUGGGAGCAAGGAGUGCCCACCGCUGGAUUAGAGUACAGGAACGGUCAUCGAACUUCGAACAUUCUGGAAAAACAAAAACAAUUUUCUAGCAAUUUUAAGUUGAGAAAUAUCCAAGAAUUUAUUUGAAAUAAAAUCGUGUGUUUUCAUU
This is a messenger RNA of Drosophila obscura, 1949 nucleotides long. Its product is annotated as zinc finger protein with KRAB and SCAN domains 8-like. Gene Ontology annotation, biological process: regulation of transcription by RNA polymerase II. The record is from RefSeq and is a predicted model, not a curated record. Gene Ontology annotation, molecular function: zinc ion binding; RNA polymerase II cis-regulatory region sequence-specific DNA binding; DNA-binding transcription factor activity. Gene Ontology annotation, cellular component: nucleus. The coding region runs from base 98 to 1402 and encodes 434 amino acids. The transcript has a single exon. Lineage: Eukaryota; Metazoa; Arthropoda; Insecta; Diptera; Drosophilidae.